CUCCAGGCUCUACCCACCCAGAGGGCGGGUCCUCUAUCCAGGUUCAGGGGGAAGGGAUGCAGCCCCACGCACGGCUCCCAGCCCCGCAGAGGAGUUCCCAGAGGCUGGGGAAGACCAAACGGAGCCAGCUCCCACCUGGCUGUCUCUAAAGCCAGCAGCCUGAUAGCUGUCUGUGCCCUGGAAGCCAGCCUCAGGGGGCCCCUUUCUGCGGGACACUGGAGCUAUGACCCUUUGGAGGUGACCCAGAAGAAAAGGGAUGCAGGGCUUCGAUCCUCCCACUCAGCGUCCCUUCCAAGGACUAGUGGCCUCCCGCAUUGAGACUUAUGGGGGUCGCUAUCGGGCCUCUGCCCAGGGUACUGCCGGCAAUCUCUUUGCCCGAGGAAGCCCCGUGCUGGAUCCCAGUCGCCGACGCCUCCAGGGCUAUGCCCCCUUUGCCAAAGGUUGUGGCCCUGCCAGAGGCCUGUCUCCUCUGCGGUUGCGGGAACUGGAGCCCGAGAAAAGGCAUGGAGGCCAUUUUGGGGCCGGCCCACCUUACUCCCCUAAACUCAAGGAAGUCAUGAAGGCCCACGAGCUGGAGGUGAGGCUGCACACGUUCAGCAUGUUUGGGAUGCCCCGCCUGCCCCCUGAGGACCGGCGGCACUGGGAGAUAGGAGAGGCCAGCGACAGCGGCGAGGCCAUUGAGAAGUCCUGGAAGGAGCUGGUGCCUGGGCACAAGGACAUGAGCCGGGAGCUCUGCCACCAGCAGGAAGCGCUGUGGGAGCUACUGACCACGGAGCUCAUCUACGUGCGGAAGCUCAAGAUCAUGACGGAUCUCCUAGCCUCGGGUUUGCUGAACUUGCAGCGAGUGGGGCUGCUGACCGAGGUGUCAGUUGAGACCUUGUUUGGAAAUGUCCCCAGUCUGAUUCGAGCCCACCGGAGCUUUUGGGAAGAGGUGCUGGGGCCUUCCCUGGAGGAAAUGCGAGCCUCCGGCCAGCCUCUGGACCCCAUCAGCCUGCAAAAUGGCUUCCUGAUGUUCAGCCAGCGCUUCCAGCCCUACGUCCUGUACUGCCUGCGGGUGAAGCAGACCAUGGCUUACGCCCGGGAGCAGCAAGACAACAACCCUCUCUUCCACACCUUUGUGCAGUGGUGUGAGAAGCACAAGCGCUCUGGGAGGCAGAUGCUGGGGGACCUGCUCAUCAAGCCCCACCAGCGCAUCACCAAGUACCCACUGCUGCUCCAGGCUGUGCUCAAGAGGAGCCCCGAGGCCCGCGCCCGGGAGGCCCUGAACGCCAUGAUUGCAGCGGUGGAGUCCUUCCUCCGACACAUCAACAAGCAGGUGCGCCAGGGCGAGGAGCAGGAGAGCUUGGUGGCUGCAGCCGAGCGCAUCGGGCCCUACGAGGUGCUGGAGCCGUCCAGCGAGGAGGUGGAGAAGAACCUGCGUCCGUUCUCCACCCUGGACCUGACAUCCCCUGUGCUGGGGGUCGCUCCCGAGCACACCAGGCAGCUGCUGCUCGAGGGACCUGUGCGUGUGAAGGAGGGACGAGAAGGGAAGCUGGACGUGUACUUGUUCCUCUUCUCUGAUGUGCUCUUGGUGACCAAGCGCCAGCGCAGGGCAGACAAAGCCAAGGUGAUCCGCCCGCCCCUCAUGCUGGAGAAGCUCGUGUGCCAACCGCUCCGAGACCCUAGCAGCUUCCUGCUGAUCCACCUCACGGAAUUCCAGUGCGUCUCCAGCGCCCUCACCGUGCACUGUCCCAGCCCUGCAGACCGGGCCCGGUGGCUGGAGAAGACCCAGCAGGCUCAGACUUUAACGGGGCAUCUCUGGGCGCAGGCACAGGCUGAGUGCAGAGGAAUCAGAGGAGUAAAACACCGCUCUGCCCUCAGGGAACGUGCCCUGCAGCCUGGCCAGAGGAAUCAGUGCACAGACAGCAGAAGCGUCACCCUGCAGAAGCUGAAGGCAGAGGAAUACAUCCAACAGAAGAGGGAGCUCCUGGCCCUCUAUCGGGACGGGGAUAGGGAGUCCCCAGGAACCAGGCCCUCCACACCGUCCCCUCCUUCCCCACCUUCCCCGGAGGGCUCUCAAAGCAGCGUGGAGGAGAGGAUUCCCGAGGGCUCGACUGCCAUCCCCCACCUAGUGGUGACAGAAGACACAGAUGAAGAUGCUCCCUCAGUACCAGAUGACACAUCGGACUCUGGCUAUGGCACUCUGGUCCCAGGCUCUCCCAAGGCGUCCCACUCCCCGCUGAGCCGUCUCCGCUCAAGGGCCCUUCGGCGAGACCCUCGCCUCACCUUCUCCACUCUGGACCUCCGAGAUGUUCCUUUGCGACCCCAGCCUCCUGACCCCCAAGCUCCCCAACGCCGAAGCGCCCCUGAACUGCCAGGGCAAGUUAUCCAGAAAGGAGGCAGCCUUCCCAGAAGAGACCCACCAAGCUGGUCUGAGGAAGAAGACAGGACCUCGGCGGGAGGGAACGUGGUAGUGGAAACCUUGCACAGGGCCCGACUUCGUGGGCAGCUCCCCCACUCCCCGACCCACACUGACUCUGCUGGGGAAAGCCCCUGGGAAUCCUCCGGGGAUGAGGAAGAAGAGGGAUCUCUCUUCCUGGGACCCAGCUACAACCCCUCUCGCCACCGUCUCCGGGCUGAGGACAUGCUCAGAGAGAUCCGAGAGGAACUGGCCAGCCAACGGAUUGAGGGUGUCCCCGAGCCUGGCGACAGCAGGCCUCGGAAGCUGACUCGGGUCCAACUGCAGAGGAUGCGUGGGCCUCACAUCAUACACCUGGACACACCCCUGUCCACAUCAGAGGUGUGAGGACCACUAAAGACCCUCGGCAUUUCUCCCAGAGGAAAUCUCUCCCUAAGAGUGUUGGUCACCAUCUUCACCUCUGGACUCUACCUCAAGGACACUUCCCUGGGCACUCUGCCCUUCCUAUUCUGAGGACUUUGGGGAUCAAGAGCUGUACAUUUGUAUAUCAUAGACACACCACAGCCCCACAUAAAGUUGUGCAUAAAAAUGGCCGCCCAGCCCAUGCUACGUGAAGGUAGAGGAAAAAGAAGUGGGGGCAGGGGGUGGGGGGUCACAGAGUGAGCUCAGGCAACAAAUCAUGUCAGUGCCCUUCAUGGUGGCAGGGUAUCUCUCCCAUCAGGAUCUUGUACUCUGGACCCAUCCCUCACACCCACCACUCAGAAAGACCACUUCCUCCAAGAGGAGCGCUUUAACUGGAGAGUUUUAGUGUAUUUACAAAAGAACACAGCUCCCGGCAGGAGGCCGCAUGGUUCUGUGCCUCCCCUGUCUUGGGACAGUUCAUCUUACUCUGUGCUUGUUCAGGCAGGGGACAAAGGGUGCCAGGUUUCUAUUAGUGUACAUACUGGAUAAAAAGAUUGCUUAUCUACUGUGAAACAGGCUCAGGGACCAACAAGGGGCUGCCAAGCAGCCUUGCUGGGUUCUCCAAGUCCAAAGUGGGCAAUGAGGCAUGGCGCCCCUCUUCCCUGCAACCACGGCCUUGGGCUCCUGGCACACUCAGCCUUUCUCGCGAGGACACUCUCCCCCCACCCCAUAUUACACACACACACACAACUCAGCCUUUCUCGCGAGGACACUCCCCCCCAUUACACACACACACACAACUCAGCUUUCUUCACGAGGACACUCCCUCCCCAUAUUACACACACACACACACACACACACA
Vicugna pacos (alpaca) is the source of this 3662-nucleotide messenger RNA. Lineage: Eukaryota; Metazoa; Chordata; Mammalia; Artiodactyla; Camelidae. The record is from RefSeq and is a predicted model, not a curated record.